AUGAAGGCUGUGUUGAAGGAGACGAUGAGGCUACAUCCUCCAGAGCCAUUGUUGAUUCCAAGAGAGAGCAGUGAGAGUUGUGGGAUUAAUGGCUACACAAUACCCUCAAGAACUCAGGUGUUUGUGAAUGCCUGGGCCAUUGGGAGAGACCCAACUUGUUGGGAAAGAGCCGAAGAAUUUUUGCCAGAAAGGUUUUCGGAUUCUGAGAUUGAUUACAAAGGCUUCAACUUUGAGCUCAUCCCUUUUGGAGCAGGAAGAAGGAUUUGCCCUGGAACCUCUCUUGCCAAUCUUUUGCUCCAUUUUGAUUGGCAACUUCUCGCUGGACAUUCUGCUCUUGAUGCCGAUCUCUUUGCCAUUCCCAUUUCUUGCUAUCCUGCGCCAUUUCCGUUCAAAAAUUGA
Messenger RNA from Neltuma alba, 399 nucleotides. Its product is annotated as tabersonine 16-hydroxylase 2-like. NCBI's taxonomy places the organism in Eukaryota, Viridiplantae, Streptophyta, Magnoliopsida, Fabales, Fabaceae. The transcript has a single exon. Gene Ontology annotation, molecular function: monooxygenase activity; iron ion binding; heme binding. The record is from RefSeq and is a predicted model, not a curated record. The coding region runs from base 1 to 399 and encodes 132 amino acids.